Molecule: messenger RNA, 3488 nt
Organism: Pygocentrus nattereri (red-bellied piranha)
Lineage: Eukaryota; Metazoa; Chordata; Actinopteri; Characiformes; Serrasalmidae
Product: tumor necrosis factor receptor superfamily member 14-like
Exons: 6
Coding region: 381-1103 (240 amino acids)
Biological process (GO): positive regulation of cytokine production involved in immune response; immune response; defense response to Gram-negative bacterium
Cellular component (GO): external side of plasma membrane; membrane
Molecular function (GO): protein binding; transmembrane signaling receptor activity
Source: RefSeq, a predicted model, not a curated record
CCCAUCUAUUUGAAUGGAAGGAAGACAGUCACGGCCUCAUAUGACACCCACUUUUUGAAUGUAGCUUACAUAAAAUAUGAAAGUUAUGAAGAAUAUAAGGAAGCGCAUUUUGGAUCCACCAGUUGUACCAAGGAAUUUAAAUUUAAAUUUAAUACAAUACAUUCUACAAUAUAAGGAAUGCAUUGUUGUAGUGGCUGAAUGGUUGUAGUGGCUUUCAGUUUCAUACAAAGAUUACAUACAAAGAUGCUUGAUUGUAAUCAUAUCCAAGAGUUUGAUUUAUAAUGCUGUAUUUGUUAUUCACUUUUGACAAAACUUUCAACCUUUCUAAUAUUUUUGCCCUUUUUUCCAGCUUCUCUUCCUUGAAAUCAUAAAAUGCAAACAUGUUUAAAAUGAUCUGUGGAGUGGAGAUCAUUUUUCUUAUUGCUGCUAUUUUCUCCCUGAAUUUCGAGCUCUGUUUUUGCUCAUGUGCCCGAGCUGAGUAUGAGAUAGAUGGACAAUGCUGUCCCAUGUGUACACCUGGAUAUCGUGUUUAUAAGCACUGUACUGUGGAAACAAGCACUACAUGUGUUUCAUGUCAUGAUUCGACUUUCAUUGAUGCACCAAAUGGACUAAUAGACUGCUUUAGCUGUACAGUGUGUGAUUCUGGUCAGGGUUUAAGAGUAAAGAUUCCCUGCACUCAAUCAUCAGAUACAGUCUGUGAGCCACUAGAUGAAUGUUACUGUAUUGAGCAACACAGAGGCGGCUGUAUACAAGCUGUGAAGCACACAAAGUGCAGCACUGGACAAUAUAUAAAGCAUAAAGGAACAACAUUUAAAGAUACUGAAUGUGCUGAAUGUGCAGAUGGUACCUUCUCAGAUGGUUCUUUUCAGACGUGCCAACCACAUUCUAAAUGUGAAGAUCUGGGACUUAAAGAAAUAAAGGCAGGAACACAUUCUUCUGAUGCUGAAUGUGGAAAUAAAACUCCAGUUGCUCUGAUAGCUGGAAUAUUAGUUUCUGUUAUAAUACCUGUGGCUGUGGCUGUGGCAGUAAUUGUAAUCAUGUUAAGGUGUGGCAGACUGACAUGCAGACAUCCUCAUUCAAGCAAAAAAGAUGACCUUAAAUGAGUCCCCAGCUGUGGCCUUGCUGGGAAUCAAUCUCAGGAGCAGGUGAAGACUUUUAUGGCAGACAAAGACUCCCAUGCUGAACAAUGUGGUCUAAACCCUGCUUCAUGUGGGGACAAUAUUGCAGGACAAUCUCUGCUGAACAAGUAGAAAAGACUUAUGAUUAUAAUCCUGAACAAGGACAAAACUCUUCCAGCCCUGCAGUGACUAAUUGUACACACUAGGUUACUGGGAUCUGUAUCUUAUUUUGUGACCACAAUAAUCUGAAAGUUUACACUAAAGUUGACACUGCCAGUGCAUGCAAUAGGUCAGGUCAUUACAUUUUCUAAUAAAUCCAUUAUGCUUUUAUGCCAAAAAGGUGGUGCCUCAUGAAAUAACAAUUAUUAUUCUAACUAAAUGUGUAAAAUGUAAAAUAUGUAUCAUAAGAUACUGUUAUUCUUUUUGAGACAUCUGUAACUAAUCUAUGUAAUAACACUACAAAUUACUAGACACAAGGACGUUUACCUUUAUUAACAUUCAGUUUCAGAGUGGUACAGAGUCAAAGCUGUCUCUGAGGUUUAAUAGAGGAUUCAUCUGAUAGUUCAGCUAUCUAAGUACAAAGACUUUUGCUAUAAUAGCUCUAAUGAAACACAAAUCCCAUUCCACAAAACAUUAGAAAAACAUGACAAAGAAAUAACUAUUGCAUUUUACAGUGGUCUACGAUGAGUACAUGUAAAGUAAAACACUUCAGUUUAAAGCCACUGUUGCUCAUGUCAGCCAGAAGACAAAGUUUUUUUGCUGAUAGUGAAUAAAUAUUAAAUGUUGAUUUAUGUGACAUCAUUUUCAUUGUGCUGGAGUUAAAGCUCCUUCUCUGCCUGAUCGGUGAUCUGUGUGUCGCAUCUGAGGCUGCAUGGUGACUGUAACGAUAGUUACCAUGGCAAUUCAAAUAUGAGUUCUGAUGCCACACCUAUUGCUGAAGUCACACUCACUGUUAACAGGUGUAUAAAAUCAAGCACAUAGCCAUGCAACCUCCAAAGACAAACAUUGGCAGUAGAAUAGAUCAGACUGAAGGGCUCUGUGACUUUUAACAUGGCACUGUCAUAGGACUCCAAUUUUGCCACAAGUCACCUCAUGCAUCCCUCACCAAAGAGUUCCAAACUGCCUCUAGAACCAACUUCAACUGAAGAACUGUGCUUUAGGAGCUUCAUGAAGAGGGUUUCCAUGGCCAUGCAACUGCACACUUCAGACAUUUUGUUCAAUGUCAGCUUUCAUUACUGGCCAAAAAACAGCAGCUCUGGCCACUCGCUUGCACUUACUUGUUUUUUGGUGCCCUUUAUGUGUUUUAUUAGGAUGUCUUGUUUCACAUUCCUAUUAGGCCUGAGCAAAACGCAAUAUAACGCACUCAAUUCAGCUCACAUGUAGUAAGAUUGCCCUUACAACUGAACCUUUGCACCAACUAUUGUUCAUGUAUUUGAUAACCUGUUUUAGGACUUUUGCAGUUUCAGUUGCAAACAGUUUGGAUUUCAUAUCCGUCACUUGAAGAGUUUCACCAACCAGGUUCUCAUCUGUCUCUGGGGAAUUCCCAUUGCACUGUUCCUCUUGUACUGCUGAUCUAGACCAAGGGUCUUUUAUUAAAAUUCAAUAAGGUCCAGUUAGAGAAAAUAUCCUUAAGAAAAGGUUAGGAACAUCAUAAUCUCUAACUUGCAUCAUGAUUCAGUGCCAUAUACUGUUUAUUGAAGUAGCCAAGCAGGUAUAUCAACUUCUUAGCUAAGCAUGGCGUGGAACCAGUUCACUCGCAUGGCAUUUUUUGACUACUCCCUCCAAAGUUUCAUUUGGGACACAACCAUGUGACUGCUUUGGAAAUCAGAAGAAGCUAACUAGUAUGCAUUUCUAUAGUUUUGGGCCAACACCAAACAUUUACAUCAUUAUUUAUAUUUCAUACAUGAAGCUCUCACUGUGAAUAGAAAGAAUAUGUAAAAGACUACAGUAAUGUUAUAUACUAAGAAGACUUUGCAGCAUCAUGUUUAUGUCACUAAUUACCUUUAUUGUUUUGAAACAAAUUACAUGCAAGACAAAGAUUUGGACCAACCACUAGGUGUUAUUACUGUGCACUGGAAAAGCUUCACUGCUGCAGAAAUCUUCAUUUUGAUAUCACUAAUAACACAAUCCUAACACAUAAACUGCAGUCUCUAGGAAACAAAGUUAGUGUUGAUUGUUGUCGUGUUAUAUGUAAGUGUUCUUUGGGAUUAUUUGUGUUGGGAAGUGAAACUGAUGUGUAGGGAUCUUUUGGGGUUUGGUCACAGUCAAGGUAAAACAUGUACCUAAUGGUGACGUCUCGCAUUGUUUCAGUUCUGAGUAUGUUCUGGUUUCUGCCGGUGCAUUCAGUAAAGAGUAUUUUUUGGAUCAGGA